This is a messenger RNA of Striga hermonthica, 621 nucleotides long. NCBI's taxonomy places the organism in Eukaryota, Viridiplantae, Streptophyta, Magnoliopsida, Lamiales, Orobanchaceae. The record is from the annotation of a GenBank genome assembly.
AUGGCGCUCUACAGAGCUCGCAUAUGUUCCUCUGCUCUGUUCCGCUCAAUUCUCCACGCCCCUACUCGCUCUCUCUCCUCCGGUGUCGGUAUUGAGGCCGUGGAGUCCAAUCAAGUGUCCUCAUGGAGAUCGUCCAUGAUGAAUCAGAUGUUCACACUCGACAUAAGCUCCCAAAUUGGGAGCUGUAUGCCUCUGGCGAAUAUGAGGAUCGGAACCCAGAUCCACAACAUCGAGCUUCGACCGGGACAAGGUGGGAAACUCGUGCGUGCUGCGGGCACGUCUGCCAAGAUUCUUACCGAGCCCAAUAGGUCUACGAGGUACUGUGAGAUAAAGCUGCCAUCUGGGGUGAAGAAACUGAUAGACGUGAGAUGUCGAGCGACUAUUGGAAUGGUAUCGAACCCGGAACACGGAACAAAGAAGCUAAGAAAGGCUGGGCAAAGCCGAUGGUUGGGAAGGAGGCCUGUUGUGAGAGGUGUGGCUAUGAACCCAGUUGAUCAUCCCCAUGGUGGUGGUGAAGGAAGGAGUAAGAGUAGUGGUAGUCAUGGCCGAGUCUCACUUACGCCCUGGGGAAAACCAACCAAGUGUGGCUACAAAACGGCUCGUCCUAAGAGAAAGAUUUAA